AAAAAACUCACCAUCCCCAUCAAUAAUUUCUCAUUCUCUCUCCUCUCUCUCUCUCUCUCUCUCUCUCUCUCCAAUUCACCUGAUCUGGCAUUCGAAGAACACGGCAAACACAUACAGCGAGUCGCCUUGGCGAGUUAGGGCUGUUCGAUCAACCAGAAUGUCCACGUCGACCACCCCGACCAGAUCCUCGCCCGACGCGGCGCCGCUGCUGAGCCCCGACGAGGAUCGCAGCAGCCGGAGCCUCCGGCGGCAGAGCAUGCGGGAGGCGGCGCGGUUCCUGCGGCGGGCCGGGAGCCGGCGGCUGAUGCGCGAGCCGUCGAUGCUCGUGCGCGAGGUCGCGGCGGAGCAGCUGGAGGAGCGGCAGAGCGACUGGGCCUACUCGAAGCCCGUCGUGUUCCUCGACAUGGUUUGGAACCUGAUGUUCGUCGUGGUCGCGGUGGGAGUGAUGGUCCUGAGCCGCGGCGAGUCGCCGUCGAUGCCGCUUAGGGUUUGGAUCGUGGGGUACGCUCUCCAGUGCGUGGUCCACAUGGUUUGCGUUUCCGUCGAGUACAGGAGGCGGCGUAGGCGGUCGGUUGCCGCGGCCGGUGCGGUGGAUGGGGGGAAUGGGAAUCAGUACGUUUCGUUGGCUCACCUAACGGAUGACAGUACAAGUAGCAUGGCCAAGCACUUAGAAUCUGCAAAUACAAUGUUCUCCUUUGUCUGGUGGAUCAUUGGAUUUUAUUGGUUAUCCGUGGGUGGACCAUCGUUGGCAAGGGAAUCUCCACAACUUUACUGGGUUUCCGUACUUUUCUUGGCUUUGGACGUCUUCUUCGUUGUUUUCUGUGUUGCCCUGGCAUGUGUGAUUGGUAUUGCGGUUUGCUGCUGCCUUCCAUGUCUUAUUGCAGUCUUAUAUGCUGUGGCAGAUCAGGAAGGAGCAUCCAGAGAUGUCGUUGAGCAACUCCCAAGAUACAAUUUCCGGAGGGUUGGUGAUACAGACAAGCUUAGUGGUGAGGUACAAGGACCUUUUGCAGGAGUAAUGACAGAAUCUGGCACAGAUUCACCAAUUGAACAACAUCUUUUACACGAGGAUGCUGAGUGUUGCAUUUGCCUUUGUAAUUACGAUGAUGGAGCUGAGCUUCGGGAACUUCCCUGUGGUCAUCAUUUUCAUUCCUCCUGUGUAGACAAGUGGCUAUACACCAAUGCUACUUGUCCCCUCUGCAAGUACAACAUCGUCAAGGAUAAAAUCCAAGGCAGCGAACAAGUGUAGAAGAAAGUUGCCUAGGAUUUAGGGUUCCCACAUGUGCAACUCUGCAUGCUUGCUCGAAGCUCAAGGCUUUUUAUCGCGGAAUAUGGUGUUAAUAACCGUUUCUAUUCUUCUUGUUGUGGAAGUAGUUGUGAUUUGUAGGGGUGGUGCGUGUAUGUGCCUGCUCUGGAUGUGUCGAGCAUUUGUCCAUUGUUGUCCAGGGCAAUCCUCUGGGGGAAUUAUUUUGCGCGUUGUUUUCAUUUCACCCCCCUUGCUUUCUCUUAUGGGGCGAGAACAAUGCUGUAACAACGAAAGCAAAUUCCUGUAUCCAAAUUAUCUCCGUUAGAGGGAGAAUCCCGAGUUUUAUAUAAAUGUUUAAUCAUUACUCUGGAGAAACUAUUCUCUCCUUGAGCA
This is a messenger RNA of Rhododendron vialii, 1636 nucleotides long. RefSeq names its product E3 ubiquitin-protein ligase At4g11680-like. Lineage: Eukaryota; Viridiplantae; Streptophyta; Magnoliopsida; Ericales; Ericaceae. Bases 158 to 1246 code for a protein of 362 amino acids. The record is from RefSeq and is a predicted model, not a curated record. The transcript has 5 exons.